Molecule: messenger RNA, 761 nt
Organism: Sesamum indicum (sesame)
Lineage: Eukaryota; Viridiplantae; Streptophyta; Magnoliopsida; Lamiales; Pedaliaceae
Product: large ribosomal subunit protein eL32z
Biological process (GO): translation
Cellular component (GO): ribosome; cytosolic large ribosomal subunit
Molecular function (GO): structural constituent of ribosome
Source: RefSeq, a predicted model, not a curated record
CCACAAAGUGAUACGCCGCCCAUUUCAGAAUUGCGCAGGGCUAAGGAAAAAUAUAAAUCCACAACAAAACCCUAAUUUGCCGCUUUCUUUACCGUCUCCUAGCGGAGCAUUGUGCCACCACGAAGGAGGAGCCCUAGCCGCUGCGCGACGCCUCCAGAAGCCAUGGCUGUCCCAUUGCUCAGCAAAAAGAUUGUUAAGAAGCGUCUCAAGAAGUUCAAGAGGCACCAGAGUGAUCGAUUCAUCUCUGUGAAGACAAACUGGCGCAGGCCCAAGGGUAUUGAUUCCCGUGUCAGGAGAAAGUUCAAAGGAUGCACCCUCAUGCCAAACAUUGGUUAUGGCUCAGACAAGAGGACUCGCCAUUAUCUUCCCAAUGGAUUUAAGAAAUUUGUUGUCCAUAAUGUAAAAGAGCUGGAAGUUCUCAUGAUGCAUAAUAGGACAUAUUGUGCAGAGAUAGCACACAAUGUUUCUACCAAGAAGAGAAAAGAUAUUGUUGAACGAGCUGCACAGUUGGAUAUUGUUGUAACCAACAAAUUGGCUAGGUUGCGCAGCCAGGAGGACGAGUAAGCUGUCACGUGGCUGUUUCUUUUUGUUGCAAUGUUUUUACUUUUAGCCGGUAAUCAAAAGAUUGAAAGGGUGAAAUCACUGGGCAGAUGUUAUUUGGGAUUAUUAGUUUUGAAGUUAGCCAUGUACCAUGUAUGGCAUACAAUUUCAUUUAGACGACAUGCAUUGACAUUUUGGUUUCAAAAUUUGUUGUGCUUCAA